AUUCAUUCACGGGACUCAUAAACAUCAUGACAGACAUCAUUUGGCGCUACACUGGUGAUUUCAUGGCUCCCGAUAUUGUUUGCAGAGUGGUUCGCUACUUCCAGGUGGUCCUUCUAUAUGCCUCGACUUAUGUCCUCGUGUCACUAAGCAUAGACCGCUAUCAUGCCAUAGUUUACCCAAUGAAGUUCUUGCAAGGAGAAAAACAGGCGAAAGUUCUUAUUGGAGUGGCCUGGAGCCUCUCUUUCCUCUUUUCCAUCCCGACUCUGAUUAUUUUUGGGAAACGGCAGCUCUCCAAUGGGGAAGUGCAGUGCUGGGCUCUCUGGCCCGAUGACUCCUACUGGGUACCCUACAUGACGGUGGUGGCUUUUCUGGUGUACUUCAUCCCCCUCAUCAUCAUCAGUGUCAUAUACUCCAUCGUGAUACGAACCAUCUGGAUGAAGAGCAAAGCUCAGGCUGUCAUCCUGUCCAGCUGCCCUGGUGGCAAAACCUCUGCUGGCUACACCAGUCGUGGGUUCAUAUCCAGGGCGAAAGUGAAAGCCAUCAAGUACAGCAUCGUCAUCAUCCUCGCAUUUGUUCUCUGUUGGAGCCCUUACUUCCUUUUUGAUAUCCUGGACAACUUCAACAUACUCCCUGAGACCAAAGAGCGCUUCUACGCAUCUGUCAUCAUCCAGAACCUGCCAGCCUUGAACAGUGCCAUCAACCCCCUCAUCUACUGCCUCUUCAGCAACCACCUCUGCCCCCCUUUUGAAAGAACACGCAGACUGGGAGGAACUUGCCAGGACAGGAGUGAGGGAGGGCAGGAGAUGCAGGUUCUGUCCAAACCAGAAUACAUCUAG
Molecule: messenger RNA, 836 nt
Organism: Pterocles gutturalis (yellow-throated sandgrouse)
Lineage: Eukaryota; Metazoa; Chordata; Aves; Pterocliformes; Pteroclidae
Gene: NPSR1
Product: neuropeptide S receptor 1
Exons: 7
Biological process (GO): positive regulation of release of sequestered calcium ion into cytosol; neuropeptide signaling pathway
Cellular component (GO): cytoplasm; membrane
Molecular function (GO): neuropeptide receptor activity
Source: RefSeq, a predicted model, not a curated record